Plasmodium relictum is the source of this 2520-nucleotide messenger RNA. RefSeq names its product threonine--tRNA ligase, putative (gene ThrRS). The coding region runs from base 1 to 2520 and encodes 839 amino acids. The record is from RefSeq and is a predicted model, not a curated record. Gene Ontology annotation, biological process: threonyl-tRNA aminoacylation. NCBI's taxonomy places the organism in Eukaryota, Apicomplexa, Aconoidasida, Haemosporida, Plasmodiidae. Gene Ontology annotation, molecular function: ATP binding; threonine-tRNA ligase activity. Gene Ontology annotation, cellular component: mitochondrion; cytoplasm. The transcript has a single exon.
AUGAAAAAAAUAAUUAUGAUCAUUUUUUUUCUGACAAAUAUAUAUAUUGAUAUAUGCAAUUCAUUUUUAACAUCAGCAAAGAAAAAUAAAAUUCAUUUGAAUAUAAUAAAAAAAAGUGCUUUUCAUUCCUCAAAAUUAUUUUUUUAUUUAAAUAAACAAGUCAGUUGUAAUAUAUAUAAAAAAAAAAAAAAAUUUAUUAGGUUAAACUUUCAUUCUUUAAAAAAAAUAGAAAACAGCACUAGUAAAGUACAAAUGGGAAUUGAAAAAAAUAAAGAGGUUUUUGAUAAAGACCCCAGUUUUAUUAAAGAACGAUUAGAAAAAUAUAAUGAAUUAAAAGAAAAAAAAAAGGAAGAAUUACUAAAAAAUAAACAUUUUAAAAGACAAAUAAAUAUAGAAUUAUUAGAUGGAUCUAUUAGAAAUGGAGAGUGUUAUGUUACUACUCCUUUUCAAAUUGCUAGUUCUAUUUCAAAAAAACUAGCUGAGGAUUCUAUUGUUUCAAAAGUUACAUAUAAGGAAAAAGUAGAGUUAGAAUUAUGUGAUAUAGAAGAUAUAGAAGAAAAUAAUAGUGACUUAAAAAAUAGUAACUGUAAUAGUUUAUUUUGGGAUAUGAAUGAGCCUCUUCUUGGUAAUUGUAAAAUAGAAUUUCUUAACAUUGAAAACGAAGAAGCAAAAAAAAUCUUCUGGCAUUCUUCAGCUCAUAUAUUAGGUAGUAGUUUAGAAAAAUUAUUCGGUGGUUAUUUAACAAUCGGGCCGGCAUUAAAUGAAGGUUUUUAUUAUGAUAUUUAUUUAGGAAAUUUUUCCAUAACUAAUGAACAUUAUAAGAAAAUUGAAGAAGAAUUUAAUAAAUUAGUUAAAGAAAAUGUAGAAUUUGAAAAAUUAAUAUGUACAAAAGAUGAAGUAUUAGAAUUAUUUAAAUAUAACCCAUUUAAAUUAGAAUUAAUUAAAUCAAAAAUACCUGAUAAUAAAAAAACUUCUGUAUAUAAGUGUGGUAAUUUUAUCGACUUAUGCUUAGGGCCUCAUAUAAAAAAUACAGGAAAAGUUAAAGCUUUUAAAGUGCUGAAGAAUUCUGCAGCAUAUUGGUUAGGUAAUAAAGAUAAUGAAAGUUUACAGAGAGUAUAUGGAAUUACUUUUCAGAAAAAAAGUGAAUUAGUUGACUAUAUAAAAUUUUUAGAAGAAGCAAAAAAAAGAGACCAUAGAAAUUUAGGAAAAAAAUUAAAUUUUUUUUUUUUCGAAAAAGAUACUUCUCCUGGAUCUUGUUUUUGGCUACCACAUGGUACAAAAAUAUAUAAUAAAUUAAUUGAUUUUAUAAAAAGGGAAUAUAGAUUAAGAAAAUAUGACGAAGUAAUUUCUCCAAAUGUGUAUAGUUGUGAUUUAUGGAAAACGUCAGGCCAUUAUCAAAAUUAUAAAGAGUGUAUGUUUAUAUUUAACGUAGAAAAUAAAGAAUGGGGUAUUAAACCAAUGAACUGUCCAGGGCACUGCUUAAUGUUUAAGCAGUUAAACUUAUCUUAUCGUUCUUUACCAAUUCGAUUAGCUGAUUUUGGUGUUUUGCAUAGAAAUGAAAUAACUGGUAGUUUGAGUGGAUUAACUAGAGUUAGAAGAUUUCAACAAGACGAUUCUCACAUUUUCUGUUCUUAUGAACAUAUAAAAAAAGAAGUAUUAGAUACUCUUAAUUUUAUUUUUUUUGUAUAUGAUUCAUUUGGUUUUAAGUAUGAAUUAUAUUUGUCUACUAGGCCAAAAAAAUUUAUUGGUAAAGAAUCAACAUGGGAUUAUGCUGAGAAUGAAUUAAAGGAUGCAUUAAAUUCAGUCAAUAUUAAAUGGAAAUUAAAUGAAGGAGAUGGAGCAUUUUAUGGACCUAAAAUUGAUAUUUUGUUAAGAGAUAGCAUUAAUAGAACACACCAAUGUGGUACGAUACAAUUAGAUUUUCAGUUACCUAUUAGAUUUAAUUUACAAUAUAAAAACAAAGAAUUUGUUACACUUGAAGAAAGUGAAAAAAAAGAAAGUAAAACAGAAAAUGAUAAAAUAGAAGAUAAUACAAUGGAAGAGAAAAAUGAUGAAAAGGAAGGAGAAGAGGGAUUAUUAAAAAAAGGAUUUGAUAGACCAAUUAUUAUACAUAGAGCUAUACUAGGAUCAGUGGAGAGAUUUGUAGCUAUUUUAAUUGAACAUACUGCAGGAAAGCUACCUUUUUGGUUGUCCCCAAGACAAGCUAUAGUAUUACCUAUAAGUGAUAAAUAUAAUGAAUAUGCUAAUUAUAUUUCUACAACUUUAAAUAAUAAUUUUUUCGAUGUCGAAGUAGAUAUUUCAAUGAACACUUUAAACAAAAAAAUAAGAGAAGCUCAAUUAAAACAAUUUAACUUUAUUUUAAUAGUUGGUGAAAAAGAACUUUCUACUAAAACUGUUACAUUAAGAGAUAGAGAUGAUCCCAAUAAUCAGCAUGUUUAUACUAUUCAAGAAAUUAUAGAUAAAUUCAAUAAACUACUUCAAGUUAAUUCUCACAAAUUUAACCAAGUGCAUCCAUUCUAA